Molecule: messenger RNA, 24899 nt
Organism: Podarcis lilfordi (Lilford's wall lizard)
Lineage: Eukaryota; Metazoa; Chordata; Lepidosauria; Squamata; Lacertidae
Source: the annotation of a GenBank genome assembly
AUGUCUGAGCAUUCCAUCAUGAAGUCCAACCUACAGUCUAAAGUUAUGCAGCUUACUGCUUUGGUGAGAACUAGGCCAGAGUAAGUGGGACGCGGGUGGCGCUGUGGGUAAAACCUCAGCGCCUAGGACUUGCUGAUCGUAUGGUCGGCAGUUCAAUCCCCACGGCGGGGUGCGCUCCCGUCGUUCGGUCCCAGCGCCUGCCCACCUAGCAGUUCAAAAGCACCCCCAGGUGCAAGUAGAUAAAUAGGGACCGCUUACCAGCGGGAAGGUAAACGGCGUUCCGUGUGCUGCGCUGGCUCGCCAGAUGCAGCUUGUCACGCUGGCCACGUGACCGGAAGUGUCUGCGGACAGCGCUGGCUCCCGGCCUAUGCCUAUAGAGUGAGAUGAGCGCACAACCCUAGAGUCUGGCAAGACUGGCCCGUACGGGCAGGGGUACCUUUACCUUUACCUUUAGGCCAGAGUAAUAGCAGGAAGAGUUAAUAUCAGUGCAUUCUCAGUCUUUUUUGCUUACUGGAACAGAUGGGCUGUUUCACAUAUGAAGAAAUCUAUAGAUUUGGGAUAGAAACACAGAUCAAAACAAGGGGGAAAAGUGUGAGAAUUCAAUAGUAAGUUGAGCAGGUACUGGAAUAAACUGUUCUGAGGAUGGUAGGAGGAAAAGGGCAGAGUGGGGGAAAAUUCAAGGAAGUCUUGACAUUCUGAAAGGUCUGGGUCCACUUUAGUUUUCGUCUGUUGAGGUCCAAAUGUUCCAGCCUACCUCUUAAGGUAGAGGCAACUUUCAACUAGACAGAGGUGUCAUAUUCUCUGUAGGUGCUUCCUUCCACUUUCUGACCCUACAGUCACGGAGCUCGGUGUGUUCUGUGGCUGCUCCUUGGGUCCCAUUCACCAUUUCAGAUCUACAUAGCAAAUGAUGCACAACCAGCCCUGAUUUUGUGAUGCUGUUCUUGAAGAAUAACUUGUGUUCUGGAGACUCUUAAUAUGUGCAAUCAUUGGAAGUCUUAGGGUUGAUUUACAAAUGUGUGCAUCCACUAUACCAGGGACAGCCAGUCUGGUGCUCUCCAGCUGUUGUAGGACUACAGCUCCCAUCAUCCCUGACUUGGCCAGGGCUGAUGGAAGUGAGAAUCUAAUAUCUGGAAGGCUGUCUCUGGAAGUUCUGCGGUAUUAGAUCCAAAUGGCCAAUGCACACACACAAAAGAGUUUAGCCCUUAGGGCCAGGCUUUCCCAACCUUGUGUCUUCCAGACAUCUGGGGGGGCACCAGAUCAGGGAAGGCUGCCUUAGGCAGUCAAUGAAUUCUGCCCAUAGUGCUCACUUAGAUAUGAAGAAUGGGAUCUUUAUUUCCUUCACUUUUAACUCUUUCAGUGCCUUGAGAUAUAGCCUGCAUAUCCAAGGGUACGCUGAUGUUAUCAGGCAUGUUGUCAGGUGGAAAUUUGUAUCAGGUGUUAUCAGUACAGAUGCAUUAUGUUGUGAAAAGAAAAUGAUACCAAAUGUAUCAGGAUCUCUACAUUUGGAUGUAUCAGGGAAGCCAGGGGAUGAGUUUAUCCAGUGUCAAUCGGUGCAUCCAAGAAAGUACUUUUUCUAUAGAACUGGAUAUAACUUGAAUUACAAUGGGUGCUUAUAAGGAUAUUUUACUCAUGGUGCAAAUAAAUCAGGAGGGGGCUAAUAAAAUGGGCAGGUACCCACUUGAAUUGAUUGUGGAGAAUUCUUAACUGUGGUGCACAUAUCCACAAAUUAAAUUCAUGUCUGUUUGAUUCCUAGAACCCCCAAAAAAGAAAUUGGGAGAUUCUAAAGGAGUAAGCAAAAAAUCCUAAAAACAGUCUGCAAUGAGGACUUGGCAUGCUCAGUGCUUGUAGAACACCGGCUAACAGUUGAGGGGACCAAAGACCAGCAUGUGCAUGGAAAAGUAUCCUGAACAGAAGUGUUCUACACUGCAUUUUGUUGCAGAUCCUACUUUUAUAAUUUUUUUUUUUAAUGGAACUGGAAAUUCUUCAUUAUGUAUCCGUGCCUAGAUACAGUUCAGUCUUAAUAACAUUUAGGUGUGCUACUGAAAUGCAUGCUGCUUUGAGAGAUUAUGAACCAAAUUAACUGCCACAGCAACUAAAAUUAAGGCUGAGGGAGGGAAGGAAUCAGCUGAGAGGGACUAAGCAAUGCUUAGGAGUCCCAGAGUGGCUUUACACAUUUUCAAAGCUGAGUUGCCACAUUUCCAUAUGCAUAUUGGUGGACCCUGCUCAGUGCAAGAGAAGUUAAAUUUUGCAAUUUAUCAUUAGUAAAUCCAAAGAAGGGCUACAACAGUUCUGUAUCAUAUUCCAAGCACUAAAUAUUCCACUUAUUUUAAGAGAGCCACAGACCUGCCUUUAAGGGGGGAGAGAGAGGUUGUAAGGACUUAAUGGUCUUUGUACAUGCAUACUUAGGAAAUUUUCAUUUCAAGCACUAUUUGGUUGCUGUGCUGUUGAACAAAGCCAGUGUUCUUGUUGGGGGAGACUUACUCUAAAUCAGUGGUUCCUAAUUGGUCGUCUGCAUCACCCGCCCAGGGGGUCUGUGGCACCAUUCACAUAAUAAAAUGCACCCAGUGGCUGGGGCAACCCAGUCAGAUGGGUGGGGUACUAUUAUUAUUAAGAAAAAAUUCAAAAGUAGGUGGUCCGUGACUUGGCUUCUGAAAAACGGGGGUGGAGGGCGAGUGUCCUGCAGUACUUAGCUAAUUGGGAACCACUUCCCUAAAUGUCCUCUUGCAAAGUGGUUAUUGCCCAAGAACUGCAAUCGCAGCAUAAAGGAAGUUUCCUGCUGCUCCAUGAACAUCCUUAUAGUAGCUCUAGGUAUUUUAUUGAUUGCCUGGCUCAAAUGGCUCCAUUCAGGUACACUUAUAGCCAGCAAGUACUACAUCACUAAAUGCAUGUGGCAAAAUUCACACACAAACACAGAUACAAGAGACAGUUGGAAGUAAGUGGCAAGGAAUGACUGUUUAUGGCCCUGUUGAUGUUUCUGUAUAGCAGAUUUCAUAUUAAGGAUCACUAAUAAAGCUGUUUCUGUGGCCUUGUCUCUCUUGAGCAAUGACAACAUAGGCACAUCUCAGCAAUUGGGUUUCUACAAUCCGUAAGCUUACUGUAAUGGAAAGAGAGUAGUGACCACUGGAUGCUAGAGGUGCGUAAGAUGUGUGAAGAAAGGAUGCAAGCUUGCUGGAUUUCUUAUUCUAGUUAGCAGAUGAGUGGAUCAACUUUCUCUACAACUACCGGUAUUAUGGCUACACUUCCUUGGAAGGAAGUCCAAUCAAACCAAACAAGCUUACUACCUGGGCAAACAUGGUUAUGACUGAGCUAAAAGGCUGGUGAGCACCUUUCAUAUAUAAAAUGGAGAGACCUUCACAGGUGAACUGUAAAGGUUGCUGUUUGAUAAGCAUUAUGUAAAAAUAUGACCCUAAAAGUAGGCUCCUAUUCAUGCAAAAGGAGGCUCAGUCUACAAAAGCGGACUUCAAAACACCUAGGUAGCUGUCCAAAAUUAGAUGGUGUUUCAGUUCCCGUACCCCCCCCCCCAGAACUGCCCUCCUAUUCCCUCCUGAUAGCCUGUUUGAAUGUUGUUGGCCUUGCACAAGAUUCACUUCUUAGGAUGCAGCAUGUGCUGUCUUUGUCCUUUCCAAAUAGACAGGAAAAAAGAAUGUGUAAUAGUGCCAUGAAUGGACUUUUCUCACUCUUAAAGAUAAGCCUCGUCCGAUUCCUUUAAAUCUACCACGUGCAUUUCAUUGUCAAAUUGAGGUUGUUGUUGUGCAAAGAAGUGAUUAAUGAGGAAAAAAAAAGAAAUAAACUUGGUAUGAAACCACAACUCUCUGUUUUUAUUAAUUCAUUUAAUACAAUUAGUUUUCCAGCGCAGCAGUUCUUUCUGGGAAGCUCUUCAGCUGCCUUGCAAGACAACACAAUUAUCAAUUUUCUCCUAUUCGAGCAUGUCCUCUUCUCACUGUAGUGACAGCAAAGCCCCACUGUAUAUCCAAAAAUAGCAGCAACUCACAUAUGCAGGUUUGAAGAAAUAUUAACCAAACUCCUUAAUCAGCUUAUGGAAGAAAUCUCACACUAAGAAGUUGCAACUACAUCCCCAUACAGGUCAAAGCUUUUGCUAGACAGCCUAGAACACUGUCAGAGUGGGUGUCAGGAGUAGCUCAGUAGUAACUCAGUGUGUCAGUGAAGUUAACUCUCUUUAUGCAAAGAAACAAUACCGCGCAGGAGGCCAGGCCCAAUGAGCACAGCAACUCCUCCCAGUAGAUCUUGCUCCAAUGAGGCAGAUGUGAGCGGCCUUCCCACAGCUCCCUAAAUCUCCUCCUCCCUGGGUCCUACCAAAACAAUCUGGAGGCUCCUUCAUCUUACCUGUCUUUGCUCCACCCUCUUCAGGUUCUGGGAAACUAAGGGGGAGGGGAGCUUGUUGCAGCAGGAGGGGGAGACCUCCUGGCUUCUUCAGCAGCCUGACAUCAUUGCCUCUUGGCCCCCCCAUCCUCUCCAGCCUCCUCUUCUGCUCUGGGUCUCCACUGCUCUCUGUCACACUCUUCCUGUUCACAAAGCCUGUUACCUCUUCAGCUUCCAACUCGUCCUUCUCCCAGUCUGUUCCCUCUUUAACUCAUCAUCGUCCCAUCACUAAUCCCCUGGCUCUGAGAUGUCUUCCCGUGAGGAUUCCCCAGCUAGUGCCUCCCGCCACUCCUCUGUGUACUGCUGGUCCAUGACAAAUGCUGCCCCAACAGUGUGAUCCUGUGCAUGACUAUUAAGAUGUAAUAAAUCCAGUAAAUUCAAUGUAGCCUAGAUUAAAAUUGUUGCCUAAUAGAGCCCAGCUCCUCUGACUGGGCAAGUGGUAGAGCAUAUAUUUUGCAUGCAGAAGAUACCAGGUGCAGUCCCUACAUUUCAAAAAUAACGUGGAGGGAAACCAGUGAGACACUGAUUUCUGGAUACGAACUCUAUAGGAAAGACAGGGAAUGGCAUAUGUCACUAUUUCCAUUAAAGACAUGAGUCCAACAAGUACGAAAACCCAAAAGGAUCUGACUCCUCAAAAUCACCGUGGGUUGUGAUACUAAGCUGAGUACUAAGGAUAUUGUAUAACACCAGCCCCCUGACCUUUAUGUAUCCUCGUUUUUUGUUUUCCUUGGAUCAGGUCCUGUAACAAUAAGAGUAAAAAUUACUUCAGUAAUCCUGAAGCAGCCUGUCCCUGAAGAACAUUGCCAAAGGCAUGCUAUCUGGAAGAGAGAAUAUCUCUGUGUUUGUUAUGUCAUUGCACAUGAUGUUUUUCUCUGCAGCAAAACUACAUUCAUGGAACACUUGCCGAAAAUUUACCUACCGGUAUCUUGAAAAGUCCACAUCCUUCUGUAUUACAUACCCAGUGUGCCAUUGCUAUACACUAGUCAAGGGAGGUGCAAACAAAUGUUUAUUGGCCCACAGUCACUCCAACAUAUGCAUAAAUAGAGUACUACUGUCACUCAGAACACCAAUUCAACUGCCCUGAAGGCUUGCUUCUCUUCCCUCCUAUUCUUCCGAGUUCCACUUGAUUUUUUUUUACUUAAAUAAUAAUAUAUUAUUAGUAGCAUAUUAACAUUCAGAAAAGGCAAAAUUCUUGGGAGACUGUGAAUUAACAGAUUAAUUAUACAAGGAUUGAAGGGUGCUCUCCAAUAAAAAGAUGUCUCCAAAUGAACCACCCUGAUCUCACACUCAAUAGUAUUUUCUCUUUUUCAACUAGGUUGCAUGGCACCUGAGCUGAAGCUGUUCAGUUUGCUUCCACUACUGACAGCCUAUGAUAGGAUAACAUUGUCACCGAUUCUUGUAAACAUGGCUUCAGCCUCUGGAAUCUUCACAUAGGCCUUCACAAUCCCUGUGAAAUUCUAUUUCAUGACAGAUUAAUUUUUGUUUCUUGUUCUCGUGUUUUUUCACAAUUUGGAGCAGAAAACACACAGCUGUUUCAGAACCCUUGUCCUUGGCAAUAACAGGACAGCAUGAGAGGAUUUUUUUUUCUCAAGAAGAGGACUGAAAUACAUGGGUGAUUCAUCAUCCACCAAGAUUAUCAUUAUUAUCUGCUGCAACACCAAGAUUUAAAGCCUUGUCUGAAGUGUUAAGGCUUUGAAGUCAUCAACAAAACAGCAAUACCAUGAUUACUUUGUAACAUGCUUGACCUGAUCCGUUAAGUAAUCUUUCUUUGGCGAUCACUCAUAGCUGAGUAAGAUUGUCUUCCAUAAACACGGUUUUAACAAUGAGUCCGUAAGUGACUGUGGAGGCCAAUUCUGGAUCCACACAUCCUUCCACAGUGGGGAGAUUGGUUUCUGGGCGAGAGUUGAUCACGGUGUGGAUUUGUCAAGUGUGCCUUCCUCUUAGCACGUUUCUCCCUUGCGUCCUGAGUUCGAGUGUCUCCAAAGUCAAUGACACCUUUAACAGCUGGAUUAAGUAAUGCAGAAUACAUAUAUGAAUAUAAAAAUUGUUUCCUGUUUGGCUUGGUGUUUAAGUUACACAAGAUGUGCAGUUUUUCAUUUUUCUCAUUCCCCACAUUUUAAACGAGCAUUUGUUUUGCUUCACGUGGGUUCCCCCCCCCUUUGCUACCUACCCUAAACCUUUGAGGAGGGAGGGCGGGAACUGAUGGCCGGACCCUGUAAUAACACUGAGGGGGAAAAUUGCAUGAUGUGUAAAUACCCUAAAAAAUAAACCAAUUCCUUAUCAGCUUUUUUUCCAUAUAUAAAUUUUUGCAACGCGCACCCUGCGGAAGCCGCGCUCGACGUUAUUUACAAAACGUGCACUUGCGUAUUGAAUUCGCUUUUGAAUCGUGAAUCCCCAGAGGCGGAGGACGCUGCUCAUUGGGCAGCGCAGAAACCCGCCUAAAGAAAUAAAGAAAGAAAAGCAAAGCAAAAGCACGCCGCCCCGAGUAUUCACAGGGCGCGCUCCCGAAACACAAGCGCGCUCUCGGUCUCGGCCUCUCUCGCCAACGCGCGCGAAGCCGGCAAAGCCAGCUCUGCCCCUUCUCCGCCUUCCACCUCGCGCAGGCGCGCUGCGCUCCCGCCGGGACUUAUUUCACCCCGCCGAGCUCGAAAAGAAGUUGAGGGCAGCAGCAGCAGCGGCGGCCUCCCAUAUCCACCCCCGCCCUCGCCGUGUCAAAUAAGUCUCGGCUAAGUAGCUGGAGGAGGGAGAGGGAGGCCUGCGCCUGCGCAGAAGGGACCCGAGGCGCCCUGCGCGCGCGCCGCAGCCCAAGCUUCCCUCAGAGAUAUAUAUAGACAAGCCAAGGCAGCCAUUUCCCUUCAGACAACCCCCCCCCCGCCCGCCCCGCGGGGAAAAACAAACAAAACCCACCUCCUCCUCCUUCUUCUUCUCCACCCGCUCGGACGGAACCCGAGGCCGGGCGUCGGACGGCAAGCGGCUGAGGUAAGGCAGCCCCUCCCCGCCUUCCGUCCACUCCGUCAGGUCCCUGCGGAGCGUCAGGACGUGACGGCGGCGGCGGCGGUAGGAACGCUCGGCCGUCACCCUCCCCUCCCCCCCCCGCCGCCGCCCCGCAUUUCCCUCGCGCAGCCAGUGGCGCCAGGCGCGCGCACGCCCUCCUCCUCGCGCUCUGCGGCGGCGGCGCCCCCCCCCCCCGCGCCUCACGCGCUGCGCAGAGAGAGAAGGGGGGGCGGGCGGAGGAAACACGCGGCCCCGUGCGCGUGCGCGUGCCUGCAGUCGGCGUCGCGAGCCGGCAUUAAAGGGCUGGGCGGCUUUUCCCCCGUGUGGACGGGAGGAUUUCUUCGCGGAGGAGGAGGAGGACCUCGCGUUUCUCCUCACUCCAAGGGGAAGGCUCGAGGGAGGCUCGUGCGCGCGCGCGCUGUUGCAUAUAUACGCGCGUGCACGGUUUGCAUAUGCGCGCGUGGUGCACGGGAGGCUCGCCUCUUUCUUUCUUUCUUUCUUGCUUACUUGCCUCGAGUCCGGUUCCAAAUAUAAGUCUUGUUUUUGUUUACCCUUUAAAAAAAACAACAGAAAACUUAUACAGCACUUUUCUCAAUGGCGAUUAUUUAUUUAACGGAAUUUGUAUGCCGCUUCAUGGCCUUCUCAAUGUGGUUUGUUUGCAACAGUGAUAGCGUGUUGCUGGCACUCAGCUGUGUCAGGAGUAGAGAUGGGAAGGCCUGGGGGGGACGGGACCCGGGAAAGAUUGGAUAUUUAAAGAAUACAUUAGAAAGUAUUAUGAUAAUGCAAAUCUCCUGACAGAUUUAGAUUGAAUCUUGAAGUAUAAGGAAACUAUCAAAGUAAAAUUUCUUUUGAUAAGUAACGGAAAAUAAUAAUAAUAAUGAAGUGCAUAUAGAUUAAUAAACUGUAAAAAGUACAAUGAGGUGAAUCGGACGUUAAUGAUACGUUGUUAUUGUCUGUGUUUGUUUGUAUGGGUUUUUUGUCCUGUUUGUGUUAUAUGUAAAUAGUUUUGUAAUAAUUGUUUUGAGAGAGAAAAAUGGGGAAAUUGGGGAAGAACCUGGUUUCCCCCCCCCAUUUCCCUGAUUUUUUCCCCAGGCCUUCCCAUCUCUAGUCAGGAGAUAAGUGGCAUAGUGUGCUUUCCAAUAUGAAGUCCAACCGUUGGAGAGUUUUACAGUGCCUGCUGUGGCUGUAGACACCCAUAUGGGAGAGACACGUUUUGUUGCAGGUAGGGCAGAAGAAGGCGUCCAGUUGGGCAGGUGCAGAUGUGGUGGUUCUCCCCUCUGUGUUCCUCCCAGUGGUCAUUCCUCCUCUGGUCAUGAUACAGAUAUUAGUUCAUACAAGUGCUUCUUCCUUUUUGCAAAGUGCAAGAGUACAGUCCCCCUCCUCCAAAGGGCCUUGCAACCUGCAGUUUUGAAAGAGGGGAGGCAACAAAAUGAUAUUUAAAAAUUACAAAUAAUUUUGAAACAGGGUUUUUUAAAAAAAAUAAAAAAUGAAGACCACAUCAAUGUUACUCUUUGUAUAAGCUCCAACUGGUGUGCAUUGUGUUUUCCCAAAAAGGAGAGGAUAGGUCACUGCGGCAGUUUACAAUUUGACAUGGGAGGACAUAAAGGAAGGGGGUUAAUAAAAUAAAUGACUUCAUACAGGCAGAGUUUAAAACAAUCUCAGAUUGUUAGAAUAGCCAAAAUACAUUAAGGCAGUAGCAUAAAAUAAAAACCAGCAGCAGAAAGAGCAUUCACAAAGCUCAAGAAGUAUAAGUGAGUCAGUUUUGUUUGGUAGUUGCUGCAUGCAAUAUUUGCAGCAAAAAGGGCCUCUGCUUAAUUAACAGCAAUCUUGCACCUAUUUUGUGAAUCUCAAUGUCUGCAUAUAAACCACUGUAAGGGGAUAAACCACUUCAUUUCAGGCUAUUAUGUAAUAGAUAAUAGAUAGAACUAGUGGCAGGCAGGGAAAAAAUGAGAUGACUGCAGCUUUUUAAACUUCCUUCUAUGUCAGAUUGCUAAAGUGCUGUAUGACGGUGGACCAAACUAGUUGUAUUUUUGCAUUAUCUCCGAGUUCAUCCCACAGUAUGCGGGUUUUCCAGUUUAUUCCUCUUAGGUACAGAAAGCAUAUUUUAUCUGUAGUUCUCUUGAAAGGGUGAGUGUGCAUAACCUGUUUCACAGAUUCUUCCAGUCUGCCUUUUGCCAGAUGCAGUUCCCCUGCACAUAUCUGGAGACGUGCGUCUCCCUUUCAGACUAAAUUAGGGUCUUUGCCAGGAGAUGGAGUGGGCAAAGCAGCAAAUAUGACUGUAGUGUCAACCAAGCCAUGCAGGAAUGACUGUGGUUUUGGUUUUCAUAGACCUUGCAGACACAAACCCUUGAAUGGGUACCAUUUGCUGCAUACUUGUACUUCUCUCUUUAGUUUGCCCAGGAUCCCAGGUUGAGCACUGGAGGUCAUUCUUAAAUCUUAGUUUAAAAAGAAUGCUCAGAUAUCCCAUCUUUUUAAAUAUGCUUACUCAGUUCAUUGCUUGUGAAUUGUCAAAUCUUGCUCAGCGUAGGCUGCAAUGGCUGCUGGUACUGUUUUUCCUUCCUCUUUUUCCCCUUCUGCUUACAGCCUCAUAGCAUGAUAUGGUGAGUCUGCCGCAUAUCUAAAUGUUGUAUACAGUCUCUUUCCCGUCUUCAAAUGCACCCCAUCUUGACUCAGUGCUAUAGUGCUGCAAUUGUGGCUUUUAGUAUCCCCAAAAAAUCUUUAAUAAAAAUUAUUUUUUUAAAAAGAAAACAUCCUCCUUGCUUUUACAGGGGACAAGAACCUCUUAUGACACAUUGCUGAUUUUAAACUUUGUUCAUUGGCUGCUUACAGUUUACUCGUUUUGCUUUAUUUCAGCCUUGCAUAUAAAUCUCACAUGGACACACAAACAUUGCCAGAUACAUGGCUAUAUAGUGGUUUAUUGUAAGAGAAUUUCUAAAAUGCUGUCUCAUUUAAAGAAUAAACAGUGUAUAAUAAAGUCAUUAAAAUAUUGUAGAGCAGAGUAAAUGACAAACAGUGAAUUAAAUUAAUUUUCUAAAAGUGCUUGCCAAAACUAUAUGGGGAUGUGCAUGGUCUAUGAAAAAUCCAUUAUUGCGUAAGCUCCUGAAACUGGUUGCUGGUUAGUAGCAGGAGCCAUGGUGUCUGUGUGUAUAGCCAAUGGUCAGGGAUGACAGAAGUUACAGUCUAGCAACAUCUGGAGGGCCACUGGUUCUCCAUUCCUGCAUUAAAGGAUUAAAAGGGCUUUGGAGAGUCACUGCCAAAGUAGGCAGUACUGAACUACGUAGACCGAGGCUCUGACUUGGUAUAGGAUAGUUUCAUGUAUUCAGCUUAAAUGUCUUAACUCAUCCGACAACCAGUGUACCUUGCUUCUCUGCCCCCAUUGCAUCCUUCAGUAGCUAUCCAGCAGAGCUUUUCUGUACGUUGCCUGAGGUAUUAACAUCUACUCCAGGGAAUGGAGUUUUAAACCGUUCAGAAUCUCACUGUCUUUUAGAGAAGUUUUUUGGCUUCUCUAUCACAUGCACAAGCAGCCAUCUGUUUGGGAUCCAGUUCUCUGGCAUUUAACUCAUCUAAGAUGUGGGCUUUCACAGAAAGAGCCACUAUGUGCUUGUUCUGUUGAGCCAUCUUCCUCUUAAGCACCCUGUCCUUCUGAAAUUGCACUGGAUCUCGUUUCCAAGUGUGUAGUAUGUGUGUGUGUGCUUCUGAUUCCUUUUACAUUCAGAUGUAGAAAACCAAAUAUUCCGCUGGCCAGAUCGGCAGAGCAAUAACCUCUUCACUCUUUGGUUCUGUAACAGCAGAGUGAAGAUUCCAGGAGGGGCUUUCCACACAUUGUUGGUGCUUUCUUGCCAUACGAGCCUUCCUGCGGAUGGCAACCCCAGAUGUGAGUGUUCACAUGGAGGAGGUGGUGGUGGUAACAACUCCAGACAACAUGGCUGACAGCAGUAACAUGGAGGAGGUGAAAACUGUGCUAGUUACCACCAAUCUCUCCCAGCACAGGUAAGCAAACGGUCAUUAUUUAGCCUCUGGGAUGGCUGACGUUAGUGUUGUAAGCUGCUGCACACACCCUGUUCAUUUCACUUCAGUUUGGAUGGGAGAAACACAAUUCAGAACGUAUAACAUUUAAAGGAAACCCAAAGCAGCCUCUGUUAGAUAAGAUUUGCUCUGUUUAUGUACAGCUUCACAAAAAAGGAGUCCAAAAGCAAUUUACAGGGACAACAAAAUGUAAUAAAAAUGCAUUAAAACUAAACAUAUAUACAGUGGUACCUCAGGUUACAUACGCUUCAGGUUACAGACUCCGCUAACCCAGAAAUAGUACCUCGGGUUAAGAACUUUGCUUCAGGAUGAGAACAGAAAUCGUGCUCCGGUGGCACGGCGGCAGCAGGAGGCCCCAUUAGCUAAAGUGGUGCUUCAGGUUAAGAACAGCUUCAGGUUAAGAGUGGACCUCCGGAACGAAUUAAGUACUUAACCUGAGGUACCACUGUAGUUCAUUCACAAAAAUCACCCAACAACAUAAAAUGGGGGGGGGGGAGGGAGGAUAGAUCUCUGCAUGCUGUACAUAUCACAGUGAAUUGUUUUUUGUUAUUAAAGGGAGCAAGGAGAACCUCUUCGUGAAACCUCUAGCAUCGGGGUGUGGCACCUAAUCUGGCUAGAGAGCUGGACAGUUUUCUUCACUCCCUCCGCCUCCAACCUGUGAUUACCCAAUGUCACAAUGACUUAGAAGCAUAGUAUUGUAGAGUUGGAAGGACCACAAGGAAUCUUUCACCCAAUGUGGGGCUUGAACCCGCAACUCGUGAGAUUCGGAGUCUCAUGCUCUCAGGUGCCUGAACGGGUCUUGCAGAGCACUUUGCAAGGGGUUUUUGCAGGCACUGCUGAUUGACGGUGCCUGAAGCACUCUUUCUGCUGAGCCAGGUCUUUUACCUGCCCCACACCUGAGGUCAAAGGGCAGGUGGGGGUGACCUGCCUGAAGUGGCCUCCUCCAUGGACUGGAAGUUCCCCACCCUCGCUUUAGACAAGGCUUUUAGCAGGCAUGUGCAUCUAAUGUUUGAAAACGGAAAGAAAUUGAACAGAAGGUCAACCAUGGCCAUUUCUAGUGGUCUGAAUUUACCACUCUUGAGGUCAGCAAUAUAUGUCAAGUUAAGGCUGAUGACAGCUAUACCCAAAUCCAAGAGUGGAGGGUUUGUGUUCUCCAACCCCACACCCCUUGGUAGUGGAAGUGAAACAAGUAGAAGAAAGGUCUGCUCUGUUGGUCAGGCUACUAGUCCUUACAUCAGGCUUGGUUAAUCCAGAGGCUUCAUCCUGCCUGCCAAUCACAGGAACUAAUGUUGUACACCGUUUUUCCUUUCUCUGUUUGAGGAGGGCUCUGAAGCCAUAGUAGUUUACUAGGCUACAAACCAUUUAACCUGUAGUUCUUACUGUAAUUCCUUCUAUGUUGUCCUUUGCUUGGGAAAGAAACCUUUCUAGUGUUCAGUAAAAGUGAUUUCAGGAGCGGAAGCAAGGCUGCUGCUUCUGUGGUGCUUGUUUCCAUCAUCUUCCUGCCUGCUUGAUGAAACCUCCUGUGGGGGGAAACUUUUGGAGCAUGACUUCUAUGCAAAAAAAUCUGAGCAGUGCUUCCACCCACGAGUUUUGUCAUGGAAACCAGCCGUGCAAACGGUUUUUUGAUGGUAGGAUUAGGUGGAUCUGCCUGAGUAAUUGCCAUCUCCUUGGAAGAACAGAGCAGCGCUGCCUAUGCUAGAAGAAAUGAUAUUAUUGGGUGUCAUGUGGAGAGUUUGAGACGUGCUAAAUGAAUUAAGAUCCGUUCCUCUGCCAGAAUUGCUAUAAACUCUACCAAGAUGCCUCUAGAUUCUAGGAUGUUUAGCAGAAAAAGAACACACAUCUUUUUAAAAGGUGACAACUAUGAAAUUGUUGUUAAAUACCUAAAGAUUGAGUCCUCAGGCUUCAGAAGCUACUUCCAGUGCUGCAUUUCUAAGCUUCGCAGCAGUGCUUUAAUCCCUUACAACUGCUUUUCCUUCAUGCUUAAUAUUGUUUUAACCAUAUGAAUCCGUGGGUUGCAGUCUUGAAAUUGCUGCACUGUGUACAACUUUGUUUUUCCAGGGGAAAACAACUUCCUACUUAAGGGGAAGAGCUGCAUUUUUGAGUAUUAUAGCUGGAAUUGCUCUGGAGUCAUUCUCCAGAGCAAACCUUACCAUAGCACGGGCAGCUUCCCCAUUUCUUUUUAACUGUUUGUGUCUUUAUUUCUUGCUAGCAAUGACCUAAAUGAAGACACCCUGGAGACGGAAAAUGCAGCCGCUGCAGCCGCUGCUGCUUUUACAGCCUCUGCACAUUUGAAAGAAGCCCUGUUAGGUAAGUGGGGUGAGUAACAGAGGCUUGCCUCUUUUGUACCACAGUCACUUGCAUUAGCAGGUAGCAUUGCCAGCAGAAAGGCUCAAGAGCACAUAGGCUAAGGGGUUUCCAGCUCUUGUUUCCAGCUCCUGGAAUGAGCAUUCUGAGGUUGGGGAAACUGCUGGGGAUCUGUCCUUUCCUGAAGGACAGUGGGCUUCUGCGUUCCUAAUAGAAGACCACUAAUGUAUGGGAGGGACGCGGGUGGCGCUGUGGGUUAAACCACAGAGCCUAGGAUUUGCUGAUCGGAAGGUCGGCGGUUCGAAUCCCUGUGACGGGAUGAGCUCCCAUUGCUUGGUCCCUGCUCCUGCCAACCUAGCAGUUUGAAAGCACGUCAAAGUGCAAGUAGAUAGGUACCGCUCCGGCGGGAAGGUAAAUGGCAUUUCUGUGCGCUGCUCUGGUUUCGCCAGAAGCGGCUUAGUCAUGCUGGCCACAUGACCCAGAAGCUGUAAGCCGGCUCCCUCGGCCAAUAAAGCGAGAUGAGCGCCACAACCCUAGAGUCAGCCACGACUGGACCUAAUGGUCAAGGGUCCCUUUACCUUUACCUUUAAUGUAUGGGAAAGUCACAUAGGUCAAGAACAGGACAGGGAGCCUGUGGCUUCCCAGAUGUUGGACUCCAGAUCCCAUCAGCUCCAGCCAGCAUAUUCAGGGAUGAUGGGAACUGUAGCUUAACAACAUCUGAGGGGAUCUCCCCAGCCUUGAUGGAGGCAGUAACUUUGUUCCUGGCCCCUGUCUGUCACCAUUUGCCUAUUUUAUAGGUGUGCAUUCGGGGGGGGGGGGGAGAUUAAGGAGCCAGUGUUGUGUCCAGGUGCUGAAGACCAUCAACCCUGGCUCAAGAUAUUCACCAUUAGUUUUCCUUCCUAUUCCACAGCUCCCUUCCUCCUCCUAUAUUGUUACACUGCACACCUUGCUGCCUGUUUCACCUCACUACUCCUUUAUUCUGGAAUGGUCCAACUUUUCCCCAGGUGCCCCAUGCAAACCCCUAAACUGUAGGGGUUCCCCCAACCCUCUCAAUCAGGUUUUGGGAGGACACGGUGGCGGCGGCAGCGAUGAUGUCCAAUCAUGCAAGUGGAAAUCCCUGUGCUGAUGGAAUGCAGUGGUUGAAUGCCACCCUUUGACCCCCUUGCUGCCCCAGAGGUUUGUGCCCCAUAUCCCUCUGGCUUGAGAACUUGCGUAUUCUUAAACCAAAGUUGGCUUAGUCAGAGUUACCACUUUACCUGUUGCAGGAUAGGUAGAAUGCAAAAAAUUUGUUGCUGUUGUUUAGUCGUGUCCGACUCUUCGUGACUCCAUGGACCAGAGCACGCCAGGCACUCCUGUCUUCCACUGCCUCCCGCAGUUUGGUCAAACUCAUGCUGGUAGCUUCGAGAACACUGUCCAACCAUCUCGUCCUCCGUCGUCCCCUUCUCCUUGUGCCCUCCAUCUUUCCCAACCUCAGGGUCUUUUCCAGGGAGUCUUCUCUUCUCAUGAGGGGGCCAAAGUAUUGGAGCCUCAGCUUUAUGAUCUGUCCUUCCAGUGAGCACUCAGGGCUGAUUUCCUUCAGAAUGGAAAGGUUUGAUUUUCUUGCAGUCCAUGGGACUCUCAAGAGUCUCUUCCUGCACCAUAAUUCAAAAGCAUCAAUUCUUCGGCCUUCUUUAUGGUCCAGCUCUCACUUCCAUACAUCACUACUGGGAUGCCCAAAAUAGAGAGGCCUAUUAGGACAAAAGCAGUUUGUGUGUUUCUAAUUCAGGCAUCUAUGUCUUUACAAUUACCACUUUCACCACUGGUGAAAUUUAGAUUGUUAGCUGCUCAGGACAUAGAACAGUAUCUCCACGUUCAUUGGUUGUACCCUACGAUUCUAUGUAAAUAACUUGAUAAUUGUAAUGUAUCUCAUUUAUGGGAAGCAGUUAAUCAGGCUGGUGCUCAGUAAUAAAUACUUUUUCAUCCUGUUUUCAGUUUUCCUCUCAACUGUAUUUCAAACUUCUUUUGCCAACCAGCAAUCAAUGGUUGUAACCUUUUCAAAAAAUUUUAUCUUUCCCGAUCCCUCUCCCUGAAGUGAAGAUGGCUGAAGGUGAUGAUUGUGUGGAAGCUGAGAUAGUUUAUCCCAUCACCUGCGGAGAUAGCAAAGCCAACCUAAUAUGGAGGAAGUUUGUUUGCCCCGGUAUCAAUGUGAAAUGUGUCCAGGUGAGAUGGUUUUAUAUCCUGUAAUGUGUAACAUUUCCAUUCUCUAAUCUUACGUAUUGCUUGUAAAAGCACACAGAUCCCAGCCCCCACGGUCUCAUCAUCUAAAUUUUUUAAAAAUGAGAUGGAAAGGAAGAGAAAUUGGGAGAAGAAAAAGUUUGCACGUGACUAGGUUUAUAAAAGGAAUUACAGCAAAAUACCUUUAGAAUAAUUAACCUAUACCACAACAUGUCUCUCUUCCCUCCAGUAUGACAACCAUUUGAUAAGUCCCAAGGAAUUUGUCCAUUUGGCUGGCAAGUCCACCUUGAAGGACUGGAAGAGGGCAAUCCGGAUGAAUGGGAUCAUGCUAAGGUUAGCCUGUUUGUGAGAGUGCCUGUGUGUUCCUGCCUGCAGAUGCGGAACUGAAACGUAUCUUUGGGGCAUGUGUGUGUUCCACCACCUCUUGCCUUAGGGAGGCAGAAUUCACAAGGCCCUAACCUAUGCCAUCUGGUAUCUAAAUUAGGUGUCCGUUGGGUAUGUCUCCUAGGUAGGCUUCAUUGAAAUGCAUUUCGGUACAGCUAGCUGAAGCAUGAACAUGCAACUUGCGAGUUUUCAGGGUGAUUAAAAUAAUAAUAAAGCAGAGAUGGACGUUCACGUUGGUUUCGUGUGUUUUAGGAAGAUCAUGGAUUCGGGGAAGCUGGAUUUUUACGAGCAUACGAAAGUUUGUUCCAAUACCUGCCGAAGCACUAAAAUCGACCUGACCGGAGCCAGAGUGCCCCUAACAAGCCAGACGUCAACAGAAUACAUACCUCUCACACCAGCCUCUGCAGAUGGUAAUGUGAACUGCAUUCCACUAGGCCAUGAAUUCUACCGCUGGUUAUGCUGGCUGGAGCUGAUGGGGGUUGUUGUCUGGGAGUAUCUGGAGGUCCACCAGUUGAGACCCUAAUAAGGCUCACUGUACCUUUGUUAGAAUGAUACAGAAGAGGAAUAUCCUUGUUGUGUCUCCUUUUGUCACGGUUGCACUGUUGCAAUCUUGCCAACCCUGCGGGGGGUGGGGGGGUGGCAAUAACAGCCCAGUGGAGGGUGGGUAAUGAGGCUGUUUCCCUGUGCUGUUUUGAAUUAACCGGCUGGUUCUUGGCUGCAAUCUUCUACUAGAACUGGAAGAGACUCAAAUAUUUUUGUGGUCAUCAAUACAGUCACCAACCCAUUCAUUCCAUUGUCCCUGCUGAUCAAUCAACCCAUGCUUUUCAGCUUCUGGGAUAUCAUACUUAAGAGGACAGAUGUCCCACAGAAGGCUGCCUGCAGAGCAAACAGCUCUGAUCAUUACUCAUUUUGUGUGUGUGUGUCCUAUCCUAUCUCCCAAAGAAUAUACCGUAUUUUUUGCUCUAUAAGACGCACUUUUCCCCUCCUAAAAAGUAAGGGGGAAUGAGUGUGCGUCUUAUGGAGCGGAUGCAGGCGGGAGGCUCUGCUCAGCGCUCCCUUUAAAGAGCCGUGUGGAGCGUGUGUGCGGCUCUUCCGGGGAUAAAGUGCAUCUUAUGGUCUGCUGCGUCUUAUAGAGCGAAAAAUACGGUAUCCCUCUUUGAACACCCUACAGGUUUGUUAGGCUGAGAGACAGUAACUUUCCCAAGACCACUUAGUAAGCCUCCCUGCAGAGCAAGCUGUUGAACCCAGGUCUCCUUUAUUCGAGUGUUGCAGGCUACCCACUACAUCACACUGGCUUUCAACUCAGCCAAGGGAGUACAGUCAUACCUCGGCUCCCGAACACCUUGGGAGUCAGAACAUUCCGGCUCCCAAACAAUCGAAAACUGGAAGUGAGUGUUCCAGUUUUCAAACAUUCUUUUGGAAGCCGAACGUCCAACGGGGCUUCCGAUUGACUGCAGGCGCUUCCUGCAGCCAAUCAGAAGCCGUUCUUUGGUUUCUGAACGUUUCAGAAGUCAAACAGACGUCCGGAACAGAUUCCAUUCGACUUCCGAGGUAUGAUUGUAUGGGGAAAGCCAGAAAAACCUUGGCAUUGGUAGCCAGUCUUCCUAGGGGCAGGUUGGUCCUCACUUGGAAGCUGGCAGUAUACAUGCUUUGCAUGUGGGUUCAAUUCACCAACCCCUCCAUUCAAGGAGGUGUGCCAGCUGAAGUAACCAGUUCUAGGCUAAAUGAACCAAUGGUCUGACCUGGUAUAAGGCAAUUCCAUAUUUUCCUACACCAGUGGGCCCAUAGCUCUGUAGAAUAUGUGCUUUGAAUACAUGAGGUCCAAGUUUCCAUCCCUGGCAUGAGUGCUGGGAAAGAUUUUUGCCCAAAACCUUGGUGAACUCAUUGUAAUAGAGUAGCAGGUGGACCUCUGGGCUGAGUACAAGUAGUUAUGUGAAUUUGCCUGUGUACACAUGUAUGUGUGUUUAAUUUUAAUACUUUCAUAGAAGUAUAAACAGCCACCAGACACUUGGUGAAGCUCCAAAGGGUGUCUUCCUAUGUUGAUAGUUUAUUUCUGAUUGCAAGUAUGGGGAUCAACCAAGCUCUGUAUUGAAUAACAAAAACACCAAUAUUGAGACCCAACUCCAUGGUACCCAGCCUUGAAACUUGCUGACUGAUCUGAUGCUGGUCACGGUGUCCUAGCUUGGGGUUGUCAUGAAGAAAAAAUGGAAUCUCGUCAUGGUUUGUGAUUCCAGGGUGGUUUGUCAAAUAAACCACUUUGAAGCCUAUUUGGCAUUAGAUGGCGUAUGAAUUAAUAAAUAACAAUAGCAAUAAUAAAAAUCCAGCCCCUACAAACAGAAUGCUAAGUUCUUGAGAAUUUUUUUUGAAAUUUGUGCUAGGUUUAGAAAUGCAGGGCAGAUGUCUCUUUGGUUUUGUCUGGCAAUUGUACCAAAUUUGUAGAAAAACUUAACGCAACGACAAACCAAGAUAAAGCAAGAGAAGAAUGGCUAUAUCUUGGAAGGGCAAGUCUUGACUUGUUUCGCCAGCAUGCCAACAAAAAAGUGGUUUUGUUGAUGAUUUCUGAAUGUUGAUUUUGUUUCAAUCACAGUAAAUGGGUCUCCUGCCACGAUCACCAUAGAAACAUGUGAUGACUCCACGGACUGGACCACUGCUAUUGGAGGUGAUUUUCACAUGCAGAGCGUUCCUGUGGCCUGGCCUCAGCCCACUACAUCUUCUGUGCCACCACUUCUGUUCCGUAUCGGCUGCCUAAAUCUGAAAGGCUUGUGCGAAGGAAGUUGCAUGUAGGUUGUAAGCUGUGUGGCACUGCCAUCUCUAUGCAUAAGGCCAUGCCUCAGUGGCAGAGUACACAUCUCACGCACGAAAGGCCCCAGGUUUUACCCCUGGCAUCUCCAGAUAGGGUUGGAAAAGACCCCUGUCUGAAACUCUAGACUGCCACUGGAGCAGUGGUCUAAUUCAGUGUAAGCUGGCUUCUGAUGCUUUGUCCGUGAUUCCAUUCAUCUAUUCGCGUAACACUGUCUUGCCUUUGGCAUGCUGGUAGUAACAUACUUAAGAAUAACUUGUUUUACUGGUCCAACUUUUGCUGAUGAAGGAGGCUGCAGCCAGAGUUACCACAUUACCUGUCCUGCAUUAAUGGCAGCUUGUUUUUGUAGCAAAUUCUGCUGUAAAAACUCUUCCUGGAGUCCACCACUUCAGACCGCAGGUGAGCAGUUGCAUAAUUUAAAACUUCCCUGCGUGUAAAAUAACUCAACACCUGCAGAACUCAGAAAGAAGAGUUCUGUUUGGCAUGCAAGUUUUCUAUUUGUAGGGAAUGGGGAGAGGAAUUAAAACAUGACACUCCUCCUUUAAUCUGAAAUGGUAGACUCCAAGAACUGUUUUACUAUGUGACCUCUUGCUUGUGUGGUAUCACUGCAAGGCUGUUCCUUGGCAAAUGUUACGUUCCCGGAGUGAGUCUAUCAAACAGUCGGUCAGCUUUGUUCCCCCUGCCGCUUUGCAGGUUUUUCAGGAUACUCUCACUUUCUUCCAGAUGAUACAUUUACAUUUUGGCGAGGUCUAAAGGAAGCCGGUCUUUUGGAAGAGGUGAUUACCGAGUUCCAUGCGGAGCUCAUGGAGACCAUGAAGGGCCUGCAGCAGAGGAUUCAGGAGCCCCCCUUGCAACUCAGCGGUAAGACCUGGCUUGCAAAUAAAUGGCAUCGUCUUUUUAAGUCUCCUUGUUUAUAGAUCACUUGCAUUGCUAGCACAUCUAAGGAGCGCAGAGCGUUAAAGGUAGUGCUGGCAGUAUAGGGAAGCCUGGUUAGUAACCAGCGUUUUGGACUUUGCGGUGUUUAUUUUUUAUUUUAGCAUUUGCUAUGCACUUUCUGACUUAAUAAUACAGGUAUUAGGAAGUUGAUGGAAGAAGAUUCUACUCACAGCGUUUAAGGGUUUGUGUGUUGCCUGCUUCUGUAGCUGGUGAGUGGUGCAGGAUUUGGCAUGCUGAUUUUUCUCAGCUUUCACUUAACAAUAAAUCUACUAGUUCUCAUGGUUUCAAAGAACGAUAUCUUCUAUACAUUGCAAUAUCAGGGGCGUCUUGCAUAAGGCUCCAGGUAGGUGGGAUACAGAGCUUUAGUGACCUGCCCUGUGUCUUGUUCUUUUUUCUAUACAGUAAUGGCUAUUACAGUGGUACCUCGGGAUGUGAACGGGAUCUGUUCCGGAGUCCCGUUCGCAUCCUGAACAGAACGUAAGACGCAACUGUGCGGGUCGCGUUUCGCCACUUCCGCGCAUGCGUGUGGCAUCAUUUGGACCGUCUGCACAUGCGCGAGCGGUGAAACCCGGAAGUAACGCACUCCAUUACUUCCGGGUCGCCACGGAGCGCAACCCAAAAAUACUUAUACUGAAGUGUGUUUAUCCCGAGGUAUGACUGUAUUUUCCCACCUGUCCAUGCCCUUUGCUGCACUUUCCUGCCUCCUUAGACAAUAACCAAAACUAGUGUGUUCCAAAUUCCUUCGUAGCCUGAUUCUGGGAUGCAAAAUGUAUCAUGAUGAUGGUGAUGUAUCAGUGCAGUUAGUGCAACUUAUUCUGUGUGCAAAGCUCAGAAUCUGCGUGGUUUGGUGGUAGAGUACAAACAGCUGUAUAUAUCACCAAAUGGAGGUGCAUCAUAAAAAUCAUACCUCCUUUUACUUUACUAAACAUUCAUUGCUGAUCCUGGAGAAAAUAGUUUUAAAUAACAUAAGCAUCAUUGGAAAGUAUCAUAUCAUACCAUUAGGGAUCUGGGAUUUAUGGGUGGGCUCUGGGGUUGCUGUUUUAAUUGAGUUUUAUUGGGACGUGGGUGGCGCUUAGGGCUUGCCGAUCAGAAGGGCGGCGGUUCAAAUCCCCGCAACGGGGUGAGCUCCCGUUGCUCAGUCCCUGCUCCUGCCAACCUAGCAGUUUGAAAGCACCUCAAAGUGCAAGUAGAUAAAUAGGUACUGCUCAGGCUGGAAGGUAAACAGCGUUUCUGUGCGCUGCUGUGGUUUCGCCAGAAACGGCUUAGUCAUGCUGACCACAUGACCCGGAAGCUGUACGCUGGCUCCCUCGGCCAAUAAAGCGAGAUGAGCGCCACAACCCCAGAGUCAUCCACGACUGGACCUAACCAUCAGGGGUCCCUUUACCUUUACCUAAUUGAGUUUUAAUAUGUGGCUGCCCACCCUGGGACCUUUACAUGAAGGGUGGAUGAGAAACACAAUUAACAAUAAUAAUGAGCGUGUAUGACACUUUAUAGAACAUCAUAAGCAGAAGAAAAUGAUUUGGGUCCCUGCUCCAAAGAACUUGCAACUUAAAGGCAAAUGGAGUGACACUUACCUAGUCUUCAUUGGGUUGAGGAAAUGGGAAUUUAAAUCUUGAUAAAUAAAAAUUCCAGCAUUGUGAUCCACUUUUUCCUUCCCUCUCCCAUCUCUACAAUAAGAAAAAUAAUGGGUUUCUUUAAAAAAACAAACAAACCCACAUUGUCAUGCUUUUCUCAUCAGUCAGGGUUUUUUUUAACCUGUUGCUCCCCCCCCCCCCAGAUGCUGUCUUGCUCAACAAUACAGUCCAGAACUUCGGCAUGCUGGACCUGGUGAAGAAAGUUUUAGCCAGUCACAAGUGCCAAAUGGACCGUUCCCGAGAGCAGUAUACGCGAGAUUUGGCAGGUACAGUUCCAUUAUCAACUCUAUUGAAACCUCCACAGGAGGACUUUCUGAAGUCAGUGUUCUGUUGCCAGAAUCGUGGAACGUAGUACAGUACUAGUGAAAAGACAGCAUGGUAUUGUGGGUUUGCGCAUGCCGGCAUCGGCAUCCAUAAAUUGUGUCAGCUUCUGAUUCCCUACAUCUGCCAUCUAGAUGGCAAGAGCGGCAGGCAGGUUAUGCACAGGUUCCACAUGGCUUGUAGGAACUGAGGCGAAAGUAGCACUCAUGUCCUGAGAAAUGCUAUAAACUGGGUAUUGCCAUUUCCUUGUCGUAGAGGCAGGUAAAACAUUCCCUUUCAUCUUGUCUGAAAUGCAUGGAUGUGAUACUUUCUCUUCUGCACAUGUCCUCCACUGCGGUAUUUCAUAGCUCAAUCUAGUGUGACCUAUCCUGACGUCUUGGCCCCUUUUGAACAGCAAAAUAAAAGAAAAGCACAGCCCUGAAUGCCAGUUGCCUUCAGAACGUGUUUGUCGGUCACCUAGGAAUCUCUCCUGCACAGCCAGUUGAUGACACAACAAACAUACAGUUGUCACUGGUUUGUUGUGCAGGCUCCAGAUGUGCCCCUCCUCAAGUGUUGCCUAAAAUGCACAUGUGUCGCUAGCUUACCGGGUGCCUGUGAUGUCAUUGGUGAAAAGUCGGCUCCGUUUCCCCUCCACUGCUGUACCCUGUUGCAAUUAUCAUACCAGUACUUGGCUUGCAGAGAGGACUCUUGCAGGGGAAUUAUUCAAUUCAGGUUUUUCCUGUUCAACCUCAGCUUGACUCACUAAGCAGGGGCUUCUCUAGACCUUACCUGGAGACUUGUCCAUUUUGUCUUUUGAGCUUAGGCACACAUCAACCCUCCUAAACAAUGAUGAUUGCAAGGAUAGCGAGAGAAAUAGCAACACAGCUAUUUCUUCCCGCAGCAGGGCUACCUUCCCUUCUGUUUUCCAUUAAGUGUGGCCUGUGUGUUUCAGUAUUACCUUUGGAUUGGAGCUUUCUCCCAUGGCUAAGGUGCGGCUGGGUUGUGGUGAGAUUGUUGGAUUCAGACCAUGGAGUUCCAGGUCCAAAUCCCCUCUCAGCAGUGAAGCUCACUGGGCCAUUCACAUGCAUUCUGCCUCUCCUACCUCACAUGGUUGUUAUGAGGAUAAACUGGAGAAGAGGAAGGAGGAGGAAUGGUGAAAUAAAACUGUACAGUGAUACCUCGGGUUACAGACGCUUCAGGUUACAAACUCCGCUAACCCAGAAAUAGUACCUUUGGUUAAGAACUUUGCUUCAGGAUGAAAACAGAAAUCGUGAGGCGGUGGGAGGCCCCAUUCGCUAAAGUGGUACCUCAGGUUAAGAACAGUUUCAGGUUAAGAACGGACCUCCAGAACGGGUUAAGUUCUUAACCCCGAGGUACCACUGUAUAUUAAUGCAGGGGUGUUGAAAACCAACGGCAGUUAAUUAAUAAAUUGCUUGGAUAAGCCUGUAGAAAACUCAGAGCGUUGAGACAAGUGUGACUCUUGUUUAUGCACCACAUUUGUUCAGCAAUACCUUUCUACCCCAACUUGAAAGGAAAACACUUCAGCUUUCUAGUUCUUGAACUGGCAGCUGUCGAUUGGGGUGGAGGGGGGUAUAUAUUUCACCGUAGGUGCUGCUGCAGCGUGUUCUGCUUAAAACAUUUUUCACAUCAAAGCCACCUUACAGUCAUACCUCAGGUUACGUCCGCUUCAGGUUACGUUCUUUCAGGUGGCGACCCGGAAGUACCGGAAAGGGUUACUUACAGGUUUUGCCACUCACGCAUGCGCAGUAGCGCAAAAUGACGUCACACACAUGUGCAGAAGUGGCAAAUCACAACCCGCGCAGGCACGCCGCUGCGGGUUGCGUUCUUUUCAUGUUGCGAACGGGCCUCCGGAAUGGAUCCCGUUCACAACCAGAGGUACCACUGUACAGGUUAAGAAAUUAAUUCGUUCCGGAGGUCCGUUCUUCACCUGAAACUGUUCUUAACCUGAAUCACCACUUCAGCUAAUGGGGCCUCCUGCUACCGCCGCGUGAUUUCUGUUCUCAUCCUGAAGCAAAGUUCUUAACCCAAGGUACUAUUUCUGGGUUAGAGGAGUCUGUAACCUGAAGCGUCUGUAACCCGAGGUACCACUGUGUUUUAAAGCAAUCCUUGCCAUGCCAUACCACAGUUGCUGUGUCAUUUAAGAAGAGUUGCCGUGUCAUUUAAGAAGAGGAGGCCAGCCUCUGUUCCUGGCUGUUUGGACUUGGUGGGUGCCCUUGCUUAUCCGCUGCCCUUUCUUUCUUUCUUUCUCUCUUCCUCCAGCUCUGGAGCAGCAGUGCGAUGAGCACCGGAAGAGAGCGAAGGAGCUGAAGCACAAAUCGCAGCACCUCAACAACGUGCUGAUGACCCUGACGCCAGUCUCCAUCCCGUCCCCUCUGAAACGCCCCAGACUGACCCGAGCCAUCUCAGGGCCUCCCGCCAUCACCUCCCAGCUCCUGACUCAGUCGGCGCAGAUCGCCCUUGCGCCAGGGAUGCCGGUCACGCAACUGGCGAACCUGCCCAUAGGCAAAGUGGUCUCCACCCUCCCAGCAUCUGCUCUUGGGAAGACCACGGCGCAGGUGACCUCUGCUGGCUCCCCGGCUUCUCCACUGCUGGGCGGAUACACUGUCCUGGCCUCUGCGGGCUCGACUUUUCCCAACGCCGUUGAAAUACACCCGGAUGCUUCCAACCUCACAGUCCUGAGCACCGCGGCCAUACAGGAUGGCAGCACCGUGUUGAAAGUGGUGAGCCCCUUCCAGCUGCUCACCCUGCCAGGACUGGGCACGGCCAUUCAGAACGUUACGCAAAUGUCUCCCAGCGGGAGCACCAUCAUGACUGUGCCAUCUAGCAUUGUUGAGGGCACCACAGCCAAUGAAGACCAUACAACCAUCGAGGUAACCACAGUGGGGGACGAGCCUGAGCAGAAAUGA